This is a messenger RNA of Triplophysa dalaica, 3481 nucleotides long. It is a transcript of the gene ildr2a, whose product is annotated as immunoglobulin-like domain-containing receptor 2. Gene Ontology annotation, cellular component: membrane. The transcript is spliced from 10 exons. Lineage: Eukaryota; Metazoa; Chordata; Actinopteri; Cypriniformes; Nemacheilidae. Gene Ontology annotation, biological process: pancreas development. The coding region runs from base 158 to 2194 and encodes 678 amino acids. The record is from RefSeq and is a predicted model, not a curated record.
AUGCUAGACAACCUUAACCUGUUGAGACUAAUAGGUUUUGUGUUUAUUUUAAAAGGUAAUGUAUCGAUUUAUUGUUUUUUUUAUACAGAUGUCUCAAUAAUGCCUUCAUUCAUCGGGACAAUAAAUAAAACAAACUCUUCAUACCUCACACACACAGAUGCUAGCUGCUCGAGCUGCUGAAGGCGGUACUUCAGUCCCGUUACACGCACGCGCACACACGCACACGCACCGACUGACUGACCACCAGCGCACCGACCGACCGAACAUGACGCGAAAAACAAGAGAAAACCGCGACAGAAGUGGAGGAUUUCGAGUCGUGUCGUUCUUCAAAUGCUGCAUUUCACUCGUGGUGUUUACAGGGGUGUCGAGGUGUGAUGCCGUGCAGGUGUCAGUGCGUGACGAGCGGCGCUUUGCGAUGCUGUUUCAGUCUGUGGUUUUGCCUUGUCACUACACCACCGUCUCCACGCAGACUCCGGUGAUCCAGUGGUGGUACAAGUCGUACUGCCGCGAUCGCACGCGCGACAUCUUCCGCUUCCCUGUCACGCCGGCGGUCCAGAUCUCUGAGUCGGGCUCAUCAGUUCACCUCGACUGCGGGGACAGCGAGCGGACGGUCCGCAUCGUAGCGUCUGGACAGGGGUCUUCCAUCACCCUCUCUGAGUACUACAAGGGCCGAGACAUCUCCAUCAUUAACAAGGCUAACCUGCGCAUUGGUGAGCUGCAGUGGGGUGACAGUGGUCUGUAUUACUGUAAGGUGGUCAUCUCAGACGAUCUGGAGGGUCAGAAUGAAGCUCACGUGGAGCUGCUUGUGUUGGGUCAGACACGUAUGACCGAUGAUCUUCUACCUGGCAUUAAUAUGGAGAUUAUUCCAGAGUGGGUGUUUGUGUGUGUUGUUGUCAUAGGCAGUAUUGUGGUCAUUCUGUUGGUGGGGUUAUGUUGGUGUCAGUGUUGUCCUCAUUCCUGUUGCUGUUACGUGAGAUGUUGCUGUUGUCCGGAUAGCUGCUGCUGCCCUCGACACUUGUACGAAGCAGGAAAAGGGAUAAAGACGACACCACCUACGCCUGUGGCCAUGUACCCGACAUACUACAUACCUGGGAUGCCAACCAUGAUGCCUAUCGCACCCCCCUCCUUGGUGGAUCCUCACCUGAGCUCAGUGGAGAGUAAUGGCACGACAAUGUGCAGUGGUUUUCAUCUGCAGCCCGCAUCAGAUCAGAACUCUCUGAAGGUGUUGCAGUAUGUGGAAAAGCAGCUUGCUGAAUUCAACCCGUCACAGACGCUCAGUAGUAGCAGCAGCAGAGACACGUGCGGUCUGUCUGAACUGAGUUCAUUACACGACGUAGAAACAGACUUCCGUCAAACCUACAGACAAGUGCAAAAAAAAGCUCUACCGGCCAUCCCUGACCUCGAUGACGUGCCGGACCUCCUGACAUCAGAUUUAUCAGCUUCUCACGAGGAACGAUACACACGCCAGCCUCAGCGCAGACUCCGUGAGACGGACGACAACCCCAGGUGGAAGCCACGCUCAGAACACUUAAAGAGGAAACCUUUCCUGGAACGUGGACGCACAGGAUCGCUGGAUGAGCUAGAGGAGUUAGCAAUGACGUGUAUGCAGCGAGGGCGUCGUCACGGCGACUCAGGAUUCAGGAAGGAUGACUACAGAUCACGGGACCGAGAACGAGAACUGGAACUCGAUGGUUAUCCGAUGUAUUGUUCCAAACGUCACUCUUCAAGGGAGCGCCCACCAAGCCCUCCACCCUUACCUGGGCAAAGGCCCGGCCCUUGGGAAAACAACAAACUAGAGCCUGAUCCACGAGAAUACGAUGAUGCUCUUCUCAACAUGGAGUGUAAUGAUAAAGCAGGAGAGAAAGGUUCAUAUAAAACGAGAAGGACUGAGGAGGGUUCAGACUCGCCUUCUAAAAACAGCUCCAAAAAGAGUCAUGAGCGUCUGAAUGGCAGGUCACCAAGCAACCGGUCACCUUACCAUAAGACGGCAGAGCACACGGAAUCCUUACCCCCCUACACGGAGAAAGAACAUUCCCGCGAAGCAGAGUCCACACAACAACCACUCAACCACGCGCGCUCCAGUCACGGCCGACAGGAGGAACACAACCGACCUCGUAAAGUGGGUAGAUUGAAGUUCUUCGGGGGCCGAGAGAUCCCCACAUGCAGAAAAACACGACAUGAUGUAACAAACUAGCGUUCUUAGAGAGAGAGACACACACAGAGACGGCGCUUUCAAAAAGAGAAAAGAGGUCAAAUACUAUUGAAGCUGAAUAUUUGACAUGAACACACACUCCUGAUCUGUCUUUAUGUAUUGUGUGGUAUUUUUCAGACUUUUGUGUUACUUUUGUGUAUAGUUUUAAUGUUACUGCACAUUAUGUAUAAUAUUUUCAUCAGUAAUACAUGUGCAUGCACACACACUCUCUUUUCCAUGUUUUAUGUGGACAUCCUAUAGACAAAAUGUCAGUGUUAAUACAUUACAGUAUUUUUGAAUACACUAAAUAAAGUGUAAAACUGUGGAGUUUAUUACAUCAUUGUGAAAGCAGGACAGAUCAUCAGAAAGACACCAGCAUUUUGAAAACAGUAAUUUUCUAAGUAAAGAAAAUACAUGCAGUUAUUUAUUGUAUUAGGUAAAUAUCAUAUACAUAUAAAACAAAGUGGCCCUUACAUUCACCAAAUUUUUCACAUUUUGUCAAUGAUUUUAAAAUAUAUAUAAUGACAUUGGAACAAACAGGUAAAAAAAAACUCUGAAAACAUGUAAUUGUUUAAAAGCACUUAUCUUUAUUUAAAGUGAUGGUUUUCUUUUCUGUCUGGCAAUGUCAUGUAACACAUGUUGUAUUGUAUUUGUGGUGAUAAAAAAGUGUACGAGAAUCAAGGGGGGGAAAGAAAGACACCAGCAGUCACACACAGCGGUGACAUCACUGUAUGAUGAUGUCAUUACACGUCACAUGUUCAGCAGAGUGUUUGUUUGUUUGUGGUUCUAUAGGAGAUCAGAUCCUGUGUAUUCCGUUGUACUCUUCUUAAACGUUAAAUGAUGUUGUUGCACUAAUAAUGGUUUUAUUCCAGUACUUGACAGAAUGAUUCAUAUUAUUACAGUUUACAGUCUAUGAGGACUGAAUCUUUGUCAUGUUUACAUGUUUCUUUUUAAGUUUUUGCUUUAUUAUUGUUGUGUUUUAUGUAUAUUAGUUUGAGCAGGCUCAUAUCUUGUAUAGUAUGUCACUAAAACCUAAAGUAAAAAUGUUUUUUUAAUCGUCUGUGUGUUCUGUUUGCCUUUUUUGUUUAUGUCCGUGUGUGUGUGUGAGAGAGAGAGUCAUAAAGCUCUUUGUCUAUUGUCUGAAUGCUGAAAGAAUUCUCAUAAAAAGAGACAACAUGACUUCUCUUACAUUUUGAAACAGAAACUGCACACACACGCAUACAGGCUGACGGUUUCCAUGAAAGUCGUGAUGUGUGCCCUACGGGUAUGCGGGCGAGGAAUGUGGUUAAG